Messenger RNA from Triticum turgidum subsp. durum (durum wheat), 429 nucleotides. The record is from the annotation of a GenBank genome assembly. Lineage: Eukaryota; Viridiplantae; Streptophyta; Magnoliopsida; Poales; Poaceae.
AUGAAUACUUCAAGGAAGGUCGUGAAAACUGGAGUGUUGAUAAAACAACAGUUUGUUUGCAACAAGUUUCGGAAGCCUCAAGCCGAUGACGGAGGGGCGGAAAAGAUUCUUGUGGUAGAUGAUAUUGUUGAGCAAACAAAAGAUGAUGAUGAAGACGAGGAUAUUGUCUUUGUUGAUGAUGAUAGUAAAACAAAAAAGAGGAGCAAGAAACGAAAGAGAGAUAAAAUAUUACCAACUGGUUGCAAAGCUAAGAUGGUUAUCAAACUGAUAGAUGGCAGAUGGGAAGUGAUAUAUUUUGUUGGCGAGCACAACCAUCCAUUAGUUGACAAACCAUGUUUGACUAAGUACUUGAGAUCACACCAAGGGAUCCCAGCAGAAGAAAGGGCCUUCCUUACCCACCUUCAUAACUGCAAUUUGACAAUAGACUAA